CAGCACACUGGACUACAUCCAGUAUUUAUAAACAACCCAGCAUAACAAGUUAGAGGUUAAAAAUCACAGGCUUCAGAUAUAUAUAUCAACACGAAUCAAGAAAGCCCAAGAAACUUGUGCCUUUUCCACUUACCAAAUAGGAAGUGACUGGUCUCCUGUUUCAUAAGUGUGUACUUGAAGACACAAUAGUGUCAUAUUCACAUAAAACAGUAUCACCAUCAUACGAGGAAGUGUUGAACCUGGAACAAGGACUUUAAUAUAUACAAACAUAUCGCAGGAUGUCUGAAGAAGGUAUCACAACAUUAAAUGGGACCAUGAUGAAUGGCAAUAUAGAACUCACAAAUGGCAGGGCCCACAAGGAAGGUGCCAAUGGAUUCAUUCAUAUUAAAAAUCCCCACAUAUCAAAUAUGGACGAGGAUGUUCUCUACCAUUUUGCAUUAGGCACAAAGAGUCAUGAUCUGAAGAAAAUGUUUGGAGAUGUGAAGUUUGUUUGCAUCGGGGGAAGCCCAAGGCGGAUGGAACGGUUUGCACAUUUCCUGGUAAAAGAAUUAGGCUACAAUGUGCCUUCAGGCUUGGCUUUGGAAAACAUCACAAAUGCUACAGACAGAUACGCAAUGUACAAAGUGGGACCAGUUCUCUCAGUUAGCCAUGGUAUGGGUGUCCCCUCUGUCUCCAUCAUGUUGCAUGAGAUUAUCAAGAUGAUGUUCCAUGCUGGCUGUACAGAUGUAGAGUUCUUCAGGAUAGGCACAUCCGGUGGUCUUGGUUUGAAGCCUGGCACUGUUGUUGUCACAUCAGAAGCUGUUGAUGGACAAGGGAAAGCUUCCCAAGACAAUCUUGUGUUGGGCAAAGUGGUCUCCAGACCUUCAGUUCUCGACAAAGAUCUUGCCGAGCGACUCCUACAGUGUUCAAUGAAUGAUGACUUUGAAGUAAUAAUGGGAAAGACAAUGUGUACUGAUGAUUUUUACGAAGGACAAGGACGCUUGGAUGGAGCCUUUUGUGACUACAAUGAAGAUGAAAAGAUGGCAUAUUUGCAAGACUGCCACAAUAGAGGUGUUAGAAACAUUGAAAUGGAAUCUGUUUGCUUUGGUUCCAUGUGCCACCAUGCUGGAAUAAAAUGUGCUGUUGUGUGUGUUACAUUACUAGAUCGACUACAGGGUGAUCAAGUUAGCACACCACAUGAUGUCCUUGAUUCAUGGAGCCAGAGACCAAUGACAAUAGUAGCAAGACAUAUCAAGAAUCGAAUGAAAACUCUAUGA
This is a messenger RNA of Owenia fusiformis, 1256 nucleotides long. The record is from the annotation of a GenBank genome assembly. Lineage: Eukaryota; Metazoa; Annelida; Polychaeta; Sabellida; Oweniidae.